CAAUAACGGAAACCUGUGGUCGUGCGGAAACCAGAAAAACCGAGAACAUGUCAUUUUAAUUUUAACAAUUUACUCCGAUUUUGUCUGCUCCGGUUAUUUUUUUCUCGGUACCUGCAGUGGAAAUUUUUUCUAUUAUAGUGAUUUAUCUCUACUCGUAUUUAAAACACAAAGCAUUCGAUUAAAUAUAAGUGCACCACACGAGAUGACUAUGUGAUUGAGAGGUUAACUUAAUUGUGCGUGACACGGGCUGUUUGCACGUUUUCCGACACGUUUGCGCCGAGAAAUCAAUAUUUCGAAGACCUUGAUCUCCCUUUUAUAUUCUCCGAUAGAUGUUACAGCUCUUAUCCGAUGAACAGUUUAUAUCUGGCAUUUAGAAGAUUUCACAAUAUUAACGAAGAUCCUUUAAGGGAUGGUGUUUUCUAUGUCGUUUAGAAAGUCUACGAUAAGUGCUUUUAAUAUGGUCCAAAAAGGCUUUCGGCCGCUGGUGUUGUGCGGCCCCUCUGGUACGGGGAAAAGUACUUUGAUAAAGAAACUUUUUGACGAACUUCCUGAUUCCUUCGGGUUUUCGAUUAGUCAUACCACAAGAAAACCUAGAGCAGGUGAACAAAAUGGCAAGGAGUAUUACUUUACUGAUAAAGAAGAAAUGCAGAGUCAAAUCGAUCGCGGACAGUUUCUCGAAAGUGCAACGUACAGUGGUAACAUGUACGGAACAAGUAAACGAGCCGUUGAGGAUGUGCAGCGUGCCGGAAAAGUAUGUGUGCUAGAUAUUGACGUACAAGGUGUGAAACAAAUUAAGAAAACAAUUACUCUGGAUCCGUUAUACGUAUUUGUGAAACCGCCAUCCAUAUCUGAAUUGGAAAAGCGAUUACGAGAACGUAAUACUGAAACUGAGGAAUCUCUACAACUCAGGUUAAAGGCAGCACAAGAGGAAAUCGAAUAUGGUGAACAACCUGGGAAUUUUCAUUUAGUAAUCGAGAACGACAAUGUUGAGAAGGCCUACAAAAAGCUUCGGGACUUUGUUGUCUCUGAAAUCGAACGACAGAAAGGUUUAGAGAAUUAACCAAGUACCUGAGGAUGGAAUCUCUUGUAAAUGGCACUAGUUAAUUAUUUCUAGCCUCGAAUGUACCAGGACAAGUUUAGAAUAUUAAUGAAUUACUUGUUUAGUGAACAAGGCUGGAAAUGUGAACGGAUGAGAUUGACACAAGCUGUAAAUUUGCAUUUAAAGUUUUCCAAAACUUUUGUUCACUUUAACUGAAGCGGGCAAAAUAUUGUAAAUAUCCUAUUCAAAACUGUUGUACUUAACUAUGUUCAGUACAUUCGUCAGUAUUUUAUUUUUCUACUUUUGAAAUGUUUUAUUUGAAAGAGGAACUAGCGAUUCUCGUUUAGUUUUUGUCACAGACAGCUGACAUUUACGAGGGUUAUAUAUUUUUCGAGAUGCUGAGUUGUAAGACAAAAAGGGAUCAUUUUAGUGAGAAUUAAUUAGUUAGAAAAGUUAGGUACCCCAUUAAUUGUACUGAGUGUUUAAUCGAUCGAUUAAAUUUUGUUUGACAUAUUUGAGGGUACCUGAAGUCAACUGAAUUUUUGCCAAAUUUGAGAAUUUAAUGUACGAAAUAUUUAUGUUUUGAUAUACUGGAUAUCCUAUUUAUGUGCAUUUUCGGAACUGAUCCUAAAUGACCUUCACUUAAACCGAACAUGUUCGAUUUAAGCGAAGGCCAUUUAGGACCAGGCAGAGAAUCCACACUUAAAUGGGAUUUCCAGUUUAUUUUUCUCGCACAUGUUACCUAGAUUUGAAUUGAUCAAUUCCACAUUCAGUACACUUUAUCAGUAUCCCAAUUUUUUCGACCCACCCUAUUAAAUAUCUCUAAAAUUGUCAUAAAUCUGAAAAAUGUCCUCGUUAAAUUCCGCAGGUGCGUCAACAAAAUGUCGCUUCAUUCAGUUUAUUUAUGCUGAACAGUUGAUUUAAAUGAAACAGUUUGUAAAUGCGAGCAGUCUCCAAGAUACCGGAAACGUGAUCUGAAUGGUAUUGGGAUCUAAUUUCCCAUGUUUUUAAUAAGGCUUUGAUAUUUAAGAUGUUUUUACACAUUUCUUGUAUAUCAGUCUUGCACCAAGACAUGUUUUGUAUUAUUACAACAUACAAAAGCGAAUGCAAUUUGCUUUUGUAUUUUUCUACCUAUUUAUAAUAAGUCAGUUAUUAUAAUGUACGUUUAUUUUUAAGUUGUUUGCAGCGCUGGAUUAAUUUAAUAUGAUUCAAACUGGCAGUUUAUUGUUAAAUUAUAAGUUACAUUUAUUUUUACAUGUAAGUGUAGUCGAAUUGCAAUUUUGACCGCAGCCAAAGACGGGAUAGUAACUCACUAGAAAUAAAUUUGACUUUUAAAACGUUACGAUUAAAUUUAAUGUAACCUAGAGUUAGAUGACUGAGACCACCCACCAAUUGAAAAGUUGUGUUCCGAUAGAGUUACUUGUAAAUAUAACAGGCAUUCUUUUCUACAAUCUUGCAUAUUUCUCGAAAAAUAUGAAAAUGAAUUGUAGGAGAGCUUUGCCUUGGAUGUUCCGUCAUUCGUCAUACAUUAAUUACGUUGAUGCCCAGUGUUUAUAUAUAAUCAAAAAAAAAAAAAAAAUCAUUCGUACUGCAAUGAUUUUAAAUUUUAAUGCUCUUUUUAGCCAAACUUAUCUGUAAUGCGAUAACAUGAGUUAUCGAAAUUUAGUUGAUAUUUUAGUCAUUACUUUAUUAUACGUUGCUAUUCACUAUGUUUUUUUAAAUUCUUGUCUGAUUAACUAUUAGAUUCAUAAAAAAUAUUAAGGAAGGGGAUUUUUGAUUGGAAAUUUUGAGAAAAUGUGUACAAAUUCAUGCAUAAUGAAAAAGCCCAUCGUACGUAGUUAUAAUGAAUUUAAAUAUGCAUAAUAAUUGUUAUAAAGUGGCCAAAAAUAUAUGCGACAAAGUAGUGAUUCGUAACUAUAACUUAAUAUACUUUAAAGUUCAAAUCUUUACCAGAAAAUUUUACAUGUGUGAUUUUUAAAUGUGAGCCAAUUUUUUAAACUCAUGUUGAGAGCUAGAGACUAGUUUUAUCAAUUAAACUUGAAUAAUAUCUGACCUCUUGAAUCAUUAAUUUCAAAAACCAAGGAAAUUUGAUUCCUUAAUUUAUAAUUUAAUUGUCUGUUUUACACUUCUCGAUCCAUAUUUUUGGUCACCUCGUAGAUUAAGACUAGUACAAAUGUUAGCUGUGAAAAAUUGUAACAUACUGUUAAAUCUAUGACUAAUAAAAUUCAUUUAGCGCGCAA
Molecule: messenger RNA, 3279 nt
Organism: Belonocnema kinseyi
Lineage: Eukaryota; Metazoa; Arthropoda; Insecta; Hymenoptera; Cynipidae
Product: guanylate kinase
Exons: 7
Coding region: 410-1060 (216 amino acids)
Biological process (GO): purine nucleotide metabolic process
Cellular component (GO): cytosol
Molecular function (GO): GMP kinase activity
Source: RefSeq, a predicted model, not a curated record